ACUUUUUAGUCAAUAUUUUUUUUUUUGCAGUAAUUCAAUUAUGGUAAAUACUUAUAAAUAUCACUCUUAAUGCCAUCAUCAUUAUAUAAUACGUCGGACAAUUACAUUGAUAUUCUUGAUCAAUGGAAAUUUCAGAUUAUGAUACCAACUUUUCAAUAUAUGAUAAACCUGAUCCCACCCGAGCUGUUCGGCGUCUAAAUUUUAGUAAUAAUCAGAAGUUAAUAUAUAAUCUAGCUAAAAUAGACUGGAUUUUGGAUGAUGGUCCAUACAAAUGCCCUUCAGAUUGUUCUGCUAAUGAACUUAGUCAAGUUUAUUUGGAAAUAACUGAUCUUAUUAUUGAUCUGGCUGAGUUGAUAGAAGGGGACCAAGAUUUCCAGUUAUCACUUGUAAACUUUUUGAAUAAUGGCCGAUUGGAUAAGAUCAUAACAAUCCUAGUCACAGAAUCACUUUUUGAAAACUUCCUAAAAAACUACGAAGGUAAUGAUUGUCAACAUGUAUUAGUGGCUGCUAAGAAGCUUAUCACAUUCAUUUAUGAGAUUUCUGCACCUUAUCAAUUAAAUUUAUUUAUUAAGUGUAGUAGGACGCUUAAUUUACUAGAAAAUUUAUACAGUUGUCUAAAUAUCCAUUCUCCUAAAGAUGAUUGGGACAUUGUAAAGCUCUUUAAUGAUUAUUACGAUUAUCCGAGAAACAAGAUAGAUGAUGAUUGGGUAAAUACAUUGUUGAAAACAAUCUUCGAAAAUUGUAAUCCACGUUUGGAAAUAUUCCAAUUUCUAAACGAUAAAUAUCAAUUGUAUACUAAUAGUCUAGAUCAAUUUGUGAUCCACAUAUGUUCACUCAUUAAGAAUUUUCAGAGACUAAAUUUAAUUUGCGAAGAUUUGCAAAGUAAUUUGAUAGAAUAUAAAAUCGUUUUGCAAUCGUCAAUACUUGAAAUAUUGGAAAGUCAACAAAUUUCGGAAGUAGCCUAUGAUUCUCAUUUCAAUGACUUGAUAAUUACCUUUAAUGAAAUAUUUGACGAAGAUAUUAGGUUUUCACAAAUAGAACCAAGUAGGACUAUUAUCAAAUAUGAUUCUAUUGGUGAAUAUGCCCAAAGUAAUUUCAGGUAUCACGUAAAGAGAAGUAAAAUGAAACCUGAAUGUAUUGAUAUUUAUUACAAAACAGAUUCAACACCAAAUUAUGAUAUAGAAUCAGAUGAUAAGGUUAAAGAUUUACCUGAUUUUGAACAAAGCUUUAAGUACAAGAAAGUCGGAUUCCGAAGUAAAUUUAGAGAAUUAUUGGGUCUUCCUUACAAAGGUACUAGCAAUGCAGACAAGAAAAAUCAUUGGGCUAAUCCAUUUAGAAGGCAGAAAGUUGCCGAAUCUUAAUGCUAUAUGUACAUUAUUGAUGCUUAUAUACAAGUUAUGGAGUUUUUAA
Messenger RNA from Scheffersomyces amazonensis, 1410 nucleotides. RefSeq lists its product as uncharacterized. Lineage: Eukaryota; Fungi; Ascomycota; Pichiomycetes; Serinales; Debaryomycetaceae. The record is from RefSeq and is a predicted model, not a curated record. The transcript has a single exon. The coding region runs from base 123 to 1361 and encodes 412 amino acids.